Messenger RNA from Drepanopeziza brunnea f. sp. 'multigermtubi' MB_m1, 756 nucleotides. The record is from RefSeq and is a predicted model, not a curated record. NCBI's taxonomy places the organism in Eukaryota, Fungi, Ascomycota, Leotiomycetes, Helotiales, Drepanopezizaceae.
AUGCUUUUUAAGCAAAAUCCCUUUUUUGCUUUAGUUAUUACUGCUAUUGCAAUUGCAAUAGCUGCGGCGGCUAUAUUACGCACUUUUACUUUCGAAGCUUCGCUUUUUCUUUUAGACUUUUUUAUUAAGCGCUUGCUUAUGCUAACGACCGUUAAAGCUUUAAAGUGCAUCAAGUGUAUUAAUAGUAAGAUUAUAUCGAAGUUUAAUAAAGACUAUUAUAAUUGCGAUACGAGCGUUAUUCGCUAUUUUCGGUGUGCUAAAAGUAGCUAUAGCAAUUGCACCGCUGCUUUUGCCGCUGCUAAUACCGCUUUCGAUAACUUCCUCGCUUUAAAUGCUGCCUUUUUAAGAAGUGCUGCUAGUGGUCCGAGCGGUUUAGCGAGUGGAAGUAAAAGUUUUAAAAGUAGUCCCGGUAGCUUUGCAAGUUUUGCUUUUGCUUUUAAGACUUUUAAUUUAAAUGUAGCUUUUGUUAGAUUGAAUGGUUUUAUAGCAGCGAACCGUAAUCCGGUGACUCGGAGCGCUUCGAGCAUAUUACUUUUUCCUCUUACGCUUGCCGCUUUUGUUGCUUUCGUCGCUUUCGCUGCUCUCGUCGCUUUCGUAGCUUCCGUCGCUUUCGUUGCAUUUAUUAUCGUCGUCCCUUUUGCGCUAAUCGUUGCGCUUGCCGCUUUCGCGGCGGCGCUCGCCGUUGCUAUAAUUUUUGCGAAGCGCCGGGCUAAAGUAAAGAGAUUGCUAAGAGCUUUAGUCGAUCUUUUAUUAUGA